AUGAACGAUGGGAUCAGCAGCCUCGAACAGCGCGGCGUCACCAUCGAGGAGAAUGAGAAAGGGUUCUUCCUCCACCAGCGGACCUACGCGGACAAGAUUCACGAGGUUCGGCCAGUUGACUGCGGACGACACCGCCCCACGGACACCCUGCGGAAAAAAGACCAGACCACCCUGAUGGCCUUCUGCGGCGAGGUCUACUGGCUGGGGGUCAACACAACGCCCUUCCUGCUCGCCUGGGUUGCCGAACUCCAGUCGAAGAUCCCGAACGGCACGCGCAGCCUGUUCACCGCCGCGAACAGCAUCGUGAAGCUGAUCAAGCAGAACCAGCACAUGGGCCUCCAGAUACACCGACACGACCUGAUCGACCUGGCGGUCGUCACGUGGUGCGACGCAGCAUGGGCGAGUCGACCAGACGGAAAUUCGCAAGGUGGCUACCUGACGGCACUGGCAGCGACCAAAGCAAUGGAUGGCGAAAAGGCGCAACUCACCGCGCUGGACUGGGGCUCGAAGAAAUUGCGCCGGGUGGCGCGGUCGCUGGCAGCAGAAGUCCAGGAAGCUGGAGACGCUGAAGGCGCACAGUGUAUGGUGCACAUGGUGCUGUCAGAGAUCCUCUUCAACAGGUCUCCCUUUCGGAAGAAGAUGGCUCUCCUCCACGAGAUCCCGGCGGUGCUCGCGACGGACUGCAAGGCGUUCUACGACGGCGCGGUACGGAGUGCCCUCGAAGAGCGAAAGACGCUAGCCUGGUGGGUCCACUCGCACGCUCAGAUCGCGGACGGCCUCACCAAGGGAAACUGGCAGGCCUUCGGGGUGCUCAAGUUGUUCCUGGAGAAGCAGGAGUGGCGACUGAUCUACGACGAGCACUACAUGAGCGCGCGGAAGCGCGCAGCCCUCGGCAUGGGUUUCUUCGACACGACAACACCCGAGGAUGCCAAGACAGCAAAGGAGGUUCUUGAGCAGCGCCGACUGGCGCGACAGCAGGCCAAGAUUCCCGACCAGCCCAGCAGUCACGACGCGUCCACCAUGGAG
Prorocentrum cordatum is the source of this 1026-nucleotide messenger RNA. Lineage: Eukaryota; Dinophyceae; Prorocentrales; Prorocentraceae. The record is from the annotation of a GenBank genome assembly.